This is a messenger RNA of Prunus armeniaca (apricot), 429 nucleotides long. Lineage: Eukaryota; Viridiplantae; Streptophyta; Magnoliopsida; Rosales; Rosaceae. The record is from the annotation of a GenBank genome assembly.
AUGCAAGAAGACAAUGUAACCGGAUUGCAGAUUAGAAAAGAAGGAGAAUGGGUUCCUGUGAAGCCAAUUCCAAACGCUCUCGUUGUCAAUGUUGGAGAUGUUAUUGAGAUUUUGAGUAAUGGGAAGUACAAGAGCAUUGAACAUAGAGCUGUCACAACUGAAACCAAAGCGAGGAUAUCUUAUGCAUCAUUUCUUUUUCCACAUCCAGAUGUGGAAGUUGAGCCGUUUGAACAUAUUGUGGAGGCAUUGGGGUCUCGGAGGUACAAGAAGGUCAAAUAUGGAGAUUAUCUGGGGAAUUCCUUGAAGGGGAAACUUAAGGGCAAGGCACACAUUGAAACAGCCAAGAUUGGAAUGGAACCAUUUGAUCAUAUGGUGGAGUCUCCAGGGUCCCUUCGGAUGUACAAGAAAGUUAGAUAUGGAGAAUAUUAA